UCCCGGUGCCCGUCAGGUCUCUGCCCCGCAGAGAGGCCCGUGCGGACUCUCCCGCCGAGCCGGCCCCGCCCGGCCCAGGUUGAUGACAAUGUUACCAGGCAUUUGGAUAGAGUGUUAAAGAGAGAAGACUGGGAUAUCCUAAUACUACAUUACCUGGGAUUGGACCAUAUUGGACAUAUUAGUGGGCCAAACAGCCCAUUAGUGGGACCGAAACUUCGUGAAAUGGAUAACAUACUGAAGAAGAUUCAUAUUUCUCUUCUUUCAAAGGAAGAAGCUUCUUUGCCCAAUUUGCUAGUUGUGUGUGGGGAUCACGGGAUGUCUGAAACGGGUAGUCAUGGUGGUUCUUCAGAAGGAGAAGUGCACACACCUCUUCUGUUUAUCAGCUCUGCUUUUGAAAAGAGAAGUGGUCCUCUAACCCAGCCUGAACGUGUGCAACAAACAGAUUUAGCCAGCACACUGGCAGUAGGUCUUGGUCUGCCAAUUUCAAGAAAUAGUGUUGGGAACCUUAUACUGCCAGUUGUUGGAGGCAAGACAAUGAGAGAACAACUACGUUUUGUACACUUGAAUGGGUUCCAGCUUAGCAGGUUGCUGCAAGAGAAUACACCUGCAUAUGAAAAAGAUCCUGGAUAUGAACAUUUUAAAAUAGCAGAAAAAUCCCAUGGUAAUUGGAUCAAACUGUAUUUAGAGGGGAAUAAUUCAGAAAUACUCUUAAAUCUUGGCAAAAAGGUCCUGAAGCAAUACUUGGAGGCCCUCAAGACUCUGAGUUCUUCACUAAGCAAACAAGUGGCGCAGUAUGACAUGUAUUCGAUGAUGGUGGGGACUGUGAUCAUUAUGGAGGUUCUGCUGCUGCUUUUGCUCAGCGUUCCAAAAGCUCUGAGCAAGAGGGCAGAAUUUGAAGUGCCCCUCUCCCCUCCACUAUUCUCUCUGCUGUUUUAUUUGAUGUGCCUGAUGCUGUGUGCGGUUCAUGUCAUUGUAUGCACGUCAGCAGAAAGUUUGUGCUAUUUCUGCAGUAUGUCCUGGCUAACAGCAGUUGGAGUGAUGAUGCUGAUUUCUGCACUCAUGUGUGGUAUUUUAUCUGCUAUUGCAAAGAUCUUUGAGAAUUCCCGACUUCCACUGAAGAAUCCAGGUGUGUCCAGUUCUAGUUGGUCAGAAAUAGAUGUGCUGAUUCUGGCUGGAACAAUUGGCCAUGUUUUGAGUUUGGGGGCAAGCAGUUUCAUAGAAGAGGAACAUCAAACUUGGUAUUUUCUUAUCAAUACGCUUUGUUUGGUGCUGUGUCAGGAGCUUUGUAGAAAUAAUUUUCUUCUAAAGGAAUGUGACCCUCAACAUAGCACCAAUGUGAAGCAAAAUUUUGAUAGUCUUGGGGAAACCUCUGAUUGCAAGAAUAUAGACAUUCCAGCAGCAAGUAGUUCAAAAUUGGACAAGGCCACAUCUUCAUCUGAAUUCAUGAAAGGAUCACAUAAGUGGAUAAGCUUAGCAACUCCAUGGGUCAUCCUUAUUUGCUGUCGGCUACUUCGAUCCUUGAAUCAGACAGGUGUCCAGUGGGCUCAUCGACCAGACUUUGGGCAUUGGUUGACAAGCUCUGAACAUAAACCUGAACUCUCCUUCUUGGCUGCAGUCUCCCUGCUUAUGAUCUUCUUUCUGGUUCAAAGGAGAUGCUCCCUGGUUUCAAAAAUUGCUAUGGCACUCGGGCUCCUGGGAGUCUACAGUUACCGGGCAGCUGUUGGAAAUGUCAUAUUUCCAUGGCAACAUGGUGGCAAAGAUAUUUCAAAGGGGAUCACUGAAGCUCGUUUUGUUUAUGUCUUUGUUCUUGGCAUAGUCUUCACUGGCACUAAAGAUUUACUAAAGUCACAGGUUAUUUCUGCAGACUCCAGCAUGAAGAGCACAGGAUUGUGGGAAGUAUAUAGCGGAUUGGUUCUACUAGCAGCCCUUCUAUUUAGACCUCACAAUUUACCAGUCUUGGUGUUUUGCCUGCUGAUUCAGACAAUGAUGACAAAAUACAUUUGGAGACCUUUGAAAUUUGAUGCGGCGCAGAUUACUAUCAUGCACUACUGGUUUGGCCAAGCUUUCUUCUAUUUUCAGGGAAAUUCAAAUGGCAUUGCUACUGUGGACGUUUCAGCAGGUUUUGUGGGACUGGAAAGCUAUGUGGAGAUACCAGCUAUCUUCCUUACGGCGUUUGCAACAUAUGCGGGACCUUUUCUUUGGGCCAUUCAUCUGCUGUGCUACUUAAGUUCUGAAGUUAGCAGGAAUUCAGCAGCAGUGGGUCACGGCUGUUUCUGCUACGCUCUAAUGCGCUCAAUUCCAGUUGCCAUCUACGUUGUUUUGGUGACGGGUCUGCGGUACCACCUGUUCAUAUGGAGUGUCUUCUCUCCAAAACUGCUGUAUGAGGGAGUGCAUGUGUUCAUCACAGCUGCUAUCUGCCUGUUCUUCACAGCAAUGGAUCAGAACCACUUUCACAGAGUGCAAGAUUGAAAAAUAAGUGCGCGGUGUGCCGUUCUGGAAUGUCACUGGAAUGGAAGAAGGAAAAUAAAGGCUUUAUUUGAAGAGAAUUUGAAGAGUGACCUUGUUUAUUUGGGUCAGGGUUUGAAGGGUCUGUCCAGUGUUAAAAUUGAAUUUGCUUUAAAAAUGUUGAAUUGAACUGUUUUUUUGAUAACUUCUCUUCUGUAGCUGCCAUUAUAGUGCUCCCCAAAUAACAGAAUGGUGAUAUUACAUGUUUUGAACCUUAAAAUGUAUAUCUUAACAUAAAUAUAGACCAGUGCCUCGUGGGCACUGAGAAAAUCUUCUGCACGUACGUACAGUUUUUUGACCUUCUUAGACUACAAGAUCCUAAAAAUAUUCAGGACUUCUUGGUGCUGUUCACAAAAUCUUCUGUCCGUUAGCCUCAGGGGGUUUUUGUGUUUGUUUUGUUUCUAGUGGAGGCAUUGAAAUUAUUACUAAAUUAUUGUUCUACAAAUAUCCCAGGUAAGUGAUUUUGCUUGUUUUGCACGGGCAGCAAGCAUUUCUAUUUAAAGGCAGCAUUUUGUUUGUAAGGUGAGUGCAAUCACUGUCUGUAAUGGAUUUCGAUCUGCACUUCAGGCACUGAAUAAAAAAUGCUCAUGGUCUAACAAAGUAAUGAAUCUUCUGUGGAGUCCAUCCACUGCUAAAAUGUUGUGUUUCUUCUUAUCAAUGUAUAAAUGUUAAAUCAGGUUUGUGGCGGCCAUGCUGAACAUUUGGCCGUGUUUUCCACACGAUGGUAGAGAGUUGUGAGCAGUGAAUAGGAAAACAGCUUAAUGGACUAAGUUACCAGCAGAAUAAAAGGUGUGUUUGCAGUUUGCAUCACCUUCCCCCAGUGACCUGUUUCACCAUCUCACUUGAAUGUGCUGUAAUUAAUUCCUAACAAUGUUGUUUUCCUUGCUUCUGUCAAGAAGAUAUAUGUUGAUGACUACACUGACUAUAAAUAUUCUUUAUGUGUGUUUCUUUGCCUCAUAUUUUUGUCCAUGUUAGUAGCUGAUAGGAUUUAAUCUAAAUAUAUUAGAGGUAUAGCAGAAAAGAAGCAUAGAGAGAACUUUUAACUUUUGUUAUAAAUCUGGAAAAAGAAAGCUUUCAAGGCCUGUAGACCUGAUAGCCCAUUUGUUAGGCUCAUUAAUACACUUUGCAUCUCAUACUUCAGAUAAAGCAACCUUUAGUUUUUAUGUAUUAAUAACAGGCCAUCUUGAUCACUGAUAAUGAAGUUUUUUUCACCUAUAAAGCAACCACAAUGUUCGAUACGCUGGCAACGUAUUGCCAUUCACUGUGAGCUGCUGGGAGAUGUAAAAUUAAAUACUUCUAAUAAAUCACUUUUCACUGCAAAAUAUGGUGUUAAUGUAGUACAAAUUUAUCAUUUUUAUCAUUCCCAAUAUUCUUCUGGUUACCUGUUGGUGAGCAACCAUGUGGGCAUUACCAACAUAUUCUCUGUUUGCUCACUUGGUUAAUUCCUAAGCAAUUAGCCCUAACAUUCAAACAGAUUAUGUUUAAAAAACAUUUGACUCAGAGAGAAAGAGUGCUAAUAAAGAGAUGGAAAGGGUGGAGGGGAAGUUGCUUCUGGUGUACAGAAUCCUAAAACAAUGUGGGAUGACAUUCACAAGAUGCUCUUUUCCUUCCUUCUGAUAUUUUUUGCUUCUAGUACAUCUCUUGGACAUUUUAUCAAAUAGUGGAAUCUUAAAUACUGUGUGUGAAUUAAGGUUACAGUUCUUCAGAUUACUUAGUUAAAUAAUAGUUUCUCCUUUGAAGAUGGAAGAUGUCCAGAAUGCAUCCAGGCUAAAAUAAAAGGCCUGGGAAAACUGUGUUAUUUAGGUCUGCAAGACCAAGAAAGGAAGGAAGAAGAAGACACUGUGUCUCUAUCUCAAGUUAACUCACAGUUUAGGGGAUACAUGAAAGAAACAUGGUACUUUCAACUUCAGAAUUGCCAUUUUUAUUCUUUUCACCCUUUCCCUUUUGGUCACAGGCAAAUGAAGUCAUGUUUUAGCUUCAUCAGCUUAUGGGCAAUAGCAAUGCAAAGCUGAGGCAGCGAAGGAAUGAGUUGGUUCUUGCCACAGGCAAACAGACUUUAACUGGGGAAUUAUGUAAAAAUAGUUUUAUUUUCAAUCUACUUAAAGUUCUGGUAUUUUAUCUGAAUGUACAGAGAAUGCAAAUGCCUCAACACAAAUUCUUAUCUCGCUGUUUGGUUGUUCCACUUCCCUUCUCAUCCAAUCUCCCCAUAUCAUGUUCAGCGUGUUCCAAACCCUCAGUCACGGAGACAAGUGCUGUGGGAAGAAGGAAUGCUAUUUUUUUUUGCCAUUCUGAGCAUACCAGUUCCUUCUGUCCAAGUCAUCUGUAGUCCCUGAUCUGGUGUGGGAUCAGCCUGGGCUGCAGCUUCCUCGGUAGUACCCUGUGCAUGGGCAUAAAUACCUUCUGAGGUAUUUACUCCAUAAAUACCUUCUGAGCAGGAAUGUCUUCUCAUUGUGGAGAAAGUUUUGACAUGUUAAUUUUUUCCAUUCAGCACCUUUCCUGUUGGCCAGGGCCAGGUUCAGCCAUUUACAGUGGUCUGUAGCUUCCUUUACCAGAUUCACCAGGUCACCAUCAGUCAGCUCAGCUCAAAGCUUGUAACAUGUGAUCAGUCCUACAGAGUCAGAGCACGAUGAAGCUUGAGCUUCCUUCUUGUAAGUGAAUUCAGGUUUAAGGAAAAAAAUAUUAAAUCUGUCCAUGUUUCAGAUACUGUAUAUCUGUAUUUCUACUCUCUAGAAAAAAAAGCCUCCAUUUUCCUUGGCUCUCUAUAAGCCAGCAGAAGAUCCACAGCGUGCACCCCAGCCUUUCCAGCAGGUCAGGCACGUGUGCUAGGCUGCUGCACCUACACUCUGUGGAGAAGGGAAGAGCACUGGAUGCUGGACAACUUUAGCAAGGCCUUCAGCAUCAGGUACUUGGUGGCCACGUGUUGAGCUGUGGAUCAGUGGGCUUGAAGGUGAACUGGAUCUUCAAGCUCUAAGGGUUGACUUCAGUGGUCUGAGGUCCCACAGGGACUGAUAACAGUAGUGCAGUGCUAGGGUAAGGCAAUUUAAAAUCUUUCCUAAGUUGGGUGAGGGCAUGGCAAGACCAGAGCAAAUCUGGAAAUGCUACCAAAUUGGAGGAGUGGUGUAUAUGCUGGGGGGCAGGACCACCCCCUAGAGGGACCUUGGAACACUGGAGAAAUGGGCUGCUGACCACCUGCAGUACCAUCCAAGCAAAUACUCCUGGCUGAUAAUGGUGCAGGAUGGGGCCCACGGGCUGGUGAACAGCUCUGGAGACCCACUGGGCAGAAAGGGAGACUGUGAGCAGCCCUGACAGCCUGAUCUUGUUCCCCAGCUGAUCAGUAUUCAAGGAAAAACAAACACACGUAUUUGCACAGAUAGUUUGUCCAGCCCAAAUCCCAGUGGCCUGCUCUGCUGCUGGCACCCAGAGGAUAUGAGCUAUGCUCCUGUUACUGGUAUCCAGACCUCUUCUCUUACUGGUGAUUCCAGCCUGAAGUUCACUGGUGUUCACAGGAACCUGCCAAGAGCAGAGGAAGCACCCACAAAGAAGUAGAAUUUAAUGAGAGGAUGGGGCACACAGUAGUGAUGGACUCCCACAGAGAAAUAACACUGACUGUUCGGUAUAAACAGAAUCUUGUUUAUACUGAGCCAGUCCUGUUUAUCCACAUUUUGCCUCUGCUUUCCCAUGUUUAUUCCUUCCUGAUCCAUAUUGAACCUUCUUUUUCCCUACAUUUGGUCCUUUCCCUAAGUAUUACAUAAUGACUGACAUGUUCCAUCAAACCCCUUAAAAACAUGCCAUAAGUUUUACAGAAUCCUGAAGUGCUUUUCCCUGUGGAUCUCAUAAUGACACCUGUGGUCCUUCAGGCUCCUUCAGUCUGCAAGGUCUUCAAUGGGAGGAGUUUCUUUGGUUGACUAAUCCUGGUGGGCUUCACACCAGGGACAAUUAUCCAACUGCUUAGUGAGUGAUUAGAUAGCCAUCUAAAUAAAUUACUAUAAAUUACUGAUUAGACAAUUAGGUUAGCAGAGAUCCUCAGCAUUUCUUGCCCAUCUGACCCUCACCAGACCUUUGUGUGACCAUGACUUUAAUCACCUAAGUUCACAACGAUUUUUGCCAUGUUUCAGCCCAGGGAUGAGGAAGCAUCAGAGACCUUUUGGCUGCAGUCACCUCCCAGGAGGUGGAGCACGGAGAUAAUGAAGGUAGACUCUUCUCAGAAGGGCACAGGUAGAGACACAAAGGCAACAGGCACAAGUUGCAAUACAGGACCUUGCCAAGAGGUCAGGGGACCAUUUUCUCACCUGAGUGUUUACUGAUGGGAUGGGAUUCAGUGAGCUCUUCCAGCAUUGGAGCAAUCUCAUUUAAUUGCCCCUGCUGGUGGCGAGAAGUUGUACUGUGUGAGCUCCAGAGGGGUCCUCCAAGCAACAUUUUUCAAGCAUUCUGUUGUUUUGUUGUGUUUGAAGUUGUCUCUGCCAUUUCUUACUGACCAUUUUUUUGGGCUACUUCCUGAAGUGAAAGAGCUUUGUUAUUGAUUUCAUAAUAAAAAUAUAAAUAAAUGAACCAACAGAAAAUAAAA
Messenger RNA from Pipra filicauda (Wire-tailed manakin), 7069 nucleotides. RefSeq names its product phosphatidylinositol glycan anchor biosynthesis class G (gene PIGG). The record is from RefSeq and is a predicted model, not a curated record. Gene Ontology annotation, biological process: GPI anchor biosynthetic process. The coding region runs from base 223 to 2469 and encodes 748 amino acids. The transcript is spliced from 11 exons. Lineage: Eukaryota; Metazoa; Chordata; Aves; Passeriformes; Pipridae. Gene Ontology annotation, cellular component: endoplasmic reticulum membrane.